GGCGGAAUGAGUCCUCCCAAAAGGAUGCUUACCACCUAAAUCUAACUUCUAUCUACCUCGACUUCAUCUACUCCAUACACCUUCUCGUAUACGAAAAAGAUCCUUUUCGAAUCCUUCUCCCAAACAAACGGAUUCACAUCGAGACAUCCCUGUCGUUCGCUUGAACAGCCACCAGGGUUUCAGCAGGCGUCGGAGAAUAAAACAGGCUUCUUCCUUGGUCGAUAUCAUCACCACUUUUUUUGUGGCACACCCGGAUUGUCGGUUUGUCUUCCAAUCGCCAACCGCCAAGCGCCAAUCCAUCCGAUCCGGCUUCGAGCCCAGGAAAAGAAAAUCAGGAACAACCUCGCUUAGCAGUGUAGCACUUUCUCCUCGCCCCAAAAGAUAUGGCCGACUUCCAGCAACAGCAACAGCAACAGCAACAGUAUCAUCCCAUAUCUCUUCGACCAGGCGGCCCAUCUCCACGAUCUUCCUCUCCUCAACCGCAAUCCCAACCGCAAUCCCAACCGCAAUCCCAACCGCAAUCCCAACCGCAAUCCCAACCGCAAUCCCAACAGGCAAACGCAACCGUACUCGCCAAUUUCGACGCAACCUCGGACGACAUGCCAGGCUCUUACCCACCCCGCAAUCCAUCCGGAACAGGACCUGGUGGUAGUAACUACGGCCCCUCGCGAUCACAAUCACCACCGUCGCAACAAGGCUUCAGCAACAGCGCUCGCUUCCCCAGCCAAAGCUAUCCGCCUCAAUCCCCGACCAACGAACCCGGCGCGCCCUCUGGAAAUCCCUUCACAGAAAACUCCCGCUCACGCAGCAGCACGAUCGGGCAGAACUAUCCCAUUGCCCUCGGCGGCAACCAACAACCGCCCUUGCCCUUGUCGCCGCCCCAGCAAACCGUGCAGCCACUAUUCGCCCAGCACAGCGGGCACCAGCUCCAGUCAUCCCGCCCAGUCUCGCGCGGCGCCAACGCCAACAUGAGCGGUCCCAGCACACGGCCCACGAGCUCCAAGUCGCCCUUCUCCACGCCCAUGACCUCUCCGCCGCGUCAACGCCCGCAGCAGAUCCUGCUGAUCAAUCCAAACUCGACGCGCUCCAUGACAGACGCGUGUCUCAACUCCCUCCGGCCCAUGGUGCCCCCCGGCGUCGAGGUGACGGGCUACACGGCUCCGUACCCUGCACCCACGGCCAUCGAGAGCACCACGGACGCCAUCAUGUCGACCGAGGCCGUGCUGCGCGAUCUGGCCAAGUACGCCGCGAGCAAUGGCGAGACGGUCCAGAACUACGACGGCAUGAUCGUCGCGUGCUUCUCGAAACACCCGCUCAUCGACGCCCUGCGGGAGUCCUACGAUGUGCCCAUCAUCGGAAUCAUGGAGGCGAGUCUGUAUACGGCGCGCAUGAUCGGUGGGCGGUUCGGCAUCAUCGCCACAGCGGCUCGGUCCAAGAUCAUGCAGGACGAUGCUGUCGCCGCAUAUGGAUUGGAACAUUUCUACGUCGGCAGCGAGGCCACGCAUCUGGGCGUCUUGGAGCUCGAGGCCAGGCCGCGCGAGGAGGUCGCCAAGCGUAUGGCGCAUGCGGCGAGGGCGCUGGUGGCAAAGGGCGCUGAUACCAUCGUUCUUGGAUGCGCGGGGAUGACUGAGUUGGUUCGCGCGGCCAAGGACGGUGUGCGCGAUGAGGAUGGGCGGAGGACCGUGAAUGUGAUUGACUCCGUCGAGGCUGGAUUGUUGAUGAUGACUAGUCUGGUGGGCAUGGGGAUCCCGACGAGUAAGAAAGGUGUGUACAAAGGUGAGAAGGAGGCGAGGAGGACGAGAGGGCAGAAUUGGUUGUGAAAGGCUGGUGGGCUGCACUGCACUUCCCGUUAUGAAGGCCAGGCUGUAGAGGAAUAUUAUCCACGGUUGAAGCAGCAGAGAUCAGAGCAGUGAGUAUUCCGUACCAUUGAGAUCAUGGUAGGGUUUGCGGUCGAAAUGGGCGAGACAAUGCUGCACAUGUGGAGCGAAUGUUUGGGAUGUUCUCGCUGAAUGCGAUGAGUUGUCACGGAUCGAACGUGGAUACUCAGUACAUUGUUUCUUCCUAUUCGGGUCAGCAAGUCCUUUACGGAUGUCAGGAUAUGGUGCUGAACAAAGACAAUAGACCACUACUCCGUAGUAGGUAUGCUUAUGUGAUAUGGUAUUAAAUUGAGC
Exophiala xenobiotica is the source of this 2171-nucleotide messenger RNA. RefSeq lists its product as uncharacterized. The transcript has a single exon. Bases 384 to 1820 code for a protein of 478 amino acids. The record is from RefSeq and is a predicted model, not a curated record. Lineage: Eukaryota; Fungi; Ascomycota; Eurotiomycetes; Chaetothyriales; Herpotrichiellaceae.